AAGGAGAAGAAACGCACCACCCAGUACCACUCAUCAAACACAAACGGGCGAAUCUGUCACAGCGACGCAGUGCGUGAUACUGAGCUUCCGUCGCUUCAUCUCAGUGCUGUCAGCAAGCAAUUCACACCGGGCCUGUAGGAUGUUGCAGUCGGGCACUGUCAGCGCUCGAGCUGAGGCCAUUGCAGCUGACGAACAAUAUGAUAUUGGGCGGAACCUCAGGAACCACGAUCCAAAAGUCCUUUCCUUCCCGAGUUCUGGGCGACUCGCCCAGCUAUCUCUACGCUCACCGAUGUCGGAAACGCCGUACACCAUCGCCGUAUCGGACGAUGCCCUGGCCUCGCUUCACCAAAAACUCAAAGCGACGAGAUUGCCGGACGAGCUGGACGAGGCGGCGUGGGACUACGGCGUGCCACUGGCAGACAUCAAGCGGCUCGUCGCCCGAUGGCGCGACGGGUACGACUGGCGCACGCACGAAGCUGCUCUCAAUGCGGAACUGCCUCAGUUCACCCGCGACAUCGCUGUGGACGGCCACGGGACGCUCAACAUCCACUACGUUCAUCAGAGGAGCGUAGUACAGGGCGCAGUCCCGCUGUUGUUCGUGCACGGGUGGCCGGGCAGCUUCUUCGAGGCAAGGAAGAUCGUGCCGUUGCUUGUCGCGCGUUCGAGUGAACAUCCGAGUUUCCACGUUGUUGUGAUGAGUCUACCAGGGUUCGGGUUCUCUGAGGCCCCGAGAAAGAAGGGAUUCGCCAUUGACCAGCAUGCUGAGGUCGGCCACAAGAUCAUGCUUGCGUUGGGUUACAACGAAUACGUCACACAAGGGGGCGACUGGGGCUACUUCAUCACGCGCCGCAUCGCGAAGCGCUAUGGCCACCAGCACAACAAAGCCUGGCACACCAACUUGCCCUUGGGACGUCCACCGACGCUUUACUACGAGCCGCUUUCAUUUUUGGCUUUGUGUGUAAGAGGGUUGACGCAGGAGGAAAAAGACGGUCUUGCGCAGACGGGACGGUUCAACAGCCGCUCGAGAGGAUUCCAUGCCCAGCAAUCGACGCGACCCCAAACUGUCGGCUACGCGCUGGCCGAUUCCCCCGUCGGACUACUGGCCUGGAUCUACGAGAAACUGGUGGAAUUGGCGGACAAGUAUCCCUGGAAUGACGACGAAGUCCUGACCUGGAUAUCUAUCUACUGGUUCUCCCGCGCCGGGCCCACUGCGGCCAGUCGCAUCUAUUAUGAGUUUGCAGAGGGUCGGUCGGAUGUGACAAAGGACAUCUAUGGACCCGCAGAUUACCCGACUAUCCCGAUGGGCAUGUCUCACUUCGCGGGAGAAAAGGUCAAUAUCCCAGUUAGCUGGACCAAUGCCUCCGGAAACAUCGUACACCGUAACAAGCACGAGCGUGGAGGCCAUUUUCCUGCGUAUGAAGCUCCGCAUUCGCUCGUCGAUGAUCUACGUGCGAUGUACGGAAAGGGCGGCCCGGUGUUCGACAUUGUGAAAGGACACAGCGGCUAUGAUUGAGAGACGCAAGAUGGGUUUGCCAGAGUGUAGUCGAUCGGUGGUCCUGUAGAAUCAACUGCCAGAAUGAGACCACCUGGGCGGAAAUUUAAGCUCCGUUCCACCCAAAUCAACGAUAGUGACAUUGUAGGGACAGGGAGGAUUUGUUAUAUCCGUCAUAUAUUUCUCUCUCGGUAGGUUUUUUCUGAGAUGUUUGAUGUUACUAGUCCGGGAUCCUGCCAGCCCAACAACAGAUCUUCGCACACCGCCAGAUGUUGCCUUGCUUGUCAAGGCUUCUCCACCCUCAUAAUUGUCCUGAUGGCGUGUCACGCGGUUUGCUCCG
Messenger RNA from Mycena citricolor, 1832 nucleotides. The record is from the annotation of a GenBank genome assembly. NCBI's taxonomy places the organism in Eukaryota, Fungi, Basidiomycota, Agaricomycetes, Agaricales, Mycenaceae.